This is a messenger RNA of Achroia grisella, 357 nucleotides long. RefSeq names its product probable salivary secreted peptide. NCBI's taxonomy places the organism in Eukaryota, Metazoa, Arthropoda, Insecta, Lepidoptera, Pyralidae. The record is from RefSeq and is a predicted model, not a curated record. The coding region runs from base 1 to 357 and encodes 118 amino acids. The transcript has a single exon.
AUGCGCGCACUCACAGUUUUUACGCUUUUCUGCUUGAUAGCAGCGUAUUCUUGCCAAAGUCACGACUUGGUACUUGGUCAAGCGACCUACGGUGACGUUGUCAUUUAUAAAGUCAACGAAUACAAAUAUGGUUUCCCGCUCUUCAUAAGGACCAGCAUCGUCGAAUACCCAGAACCAGGACAGCAUAACUUCGCAUACAUAAAGGCUAUAUACGUGAAAGAUAACGAAAGAGAUGGAAGCGGCGGUUACCCAACUAUUUCUGCUGGCGGUAUUGGACAGAGAUUUGUUAAAAUCAAACUUAAAAGCCAAAGGAAUUACGGCUUCAACUUCACUGUUACCAUCUAUGGAAGAUAUUAA